Messenger RNA from Drosophila takahashii, 584 nucleotides. RefSeq lists its product as uncharacterized. NCBI's taxonomy places the organism in Eukaryota, Metazoa, Arthropoda, Insecta, Diptera, Drosophilidae. The record is from RefSeq and is a predicted model, not a curated record.
GGGUAGCGGACGGGCUCCUUGGAUUUCCCUGCAGAGAGACAGCUCCUUCGGGGAGCUGGAACCAAGGAAAAGAAGGGAACUGAAAGUGAUAGUGCGAGUUGAAAACCAUGAAGCCGCCACUUGAAACCGCCGACGAGGGCGAGGAGGAUGGCGAGGGACACGAUCACCACGAGGGGGAUCCCCGACCGCUGCCCUACGACUUCGAAAAGGAGCUGAUCGAGAAGUCCAAUCGACACAUCCGACUCUACGAGACCUUCGUUCCAGUAAGCAGGGUCUAUCCACUCACCCGGAAGUUCUACGCGCAGUUCGAGCAACAUCAGCCGCCGGAUCCGCUGGGCUACCUGCGGCACACUUGGCCGGAGAAGCAGGUGGAGCGCCAGAGGCAGCUGGCGAAGGCGGUUCCGCUCCUGGAGUCGCAGGUUUACGGCUGGCUGCCGCUCCAAAGUGGCGAGCGGGCCGCCCAUCUGAACUUCCUGCACGCCCCGAAACUGCGGUGCGGCAUGACUGUUCACGGGGAGCGGUUGAUCGCGGACAGGAUUACGACGCGACCUCCUUUCAACGGACUAAGAUUCCUGCUCCACUAG